Messenger RNA from Myripristis murdjan (pinecone soldierfish), 871 nucleotides. It is a transcript of the gene cnep1r1, whose product is annotated as CTD nuclear envelope phosphatase 1 regulatory subunit 1. Gene Ontology annotation, cellular component: Nem1-Spo7 phosphatase complex; cytoplasm. The record is from RefSeq and is a predicted model, not a curated record. The transcript is spliced from 6 exons. Lineage: Eukaryota; Metazoa; Chordata; Actinopteri; Holocentriformes; Holocentridae. The coding region runs from base 128 to 505 and encodes 125 amino acids.
UUUCAGUUUGCGGAAGCAGCGGGUGCUGAUUGGAUAAGGGCCUGGCCUGUGGGCCGAGGGGAGCAGCAGCUCGGCCAGCAGCAGGCUGCCGGGACGGACAGGCGUCUGAGUGCCAGGAGGGUCAGACAUGAAUUCCCUGGAACAAGCCGAAGACCUGAAGGCCUUUGAGAGAAGAUUGACAGAGUAUGUCUCCUGCUUGCAACCUGCAACAGGCCGGUGGCGAAUGAUUUUGAUCGUGGUGUCUGUCUGUACGGCCACUGGGGCCUGGAACUGGUUGAUAGACCCCGAUACACAGAAGGUGUCAUUCUUUUCAUCACUGUGGAACCAUCCGUUCUUCACUAUCAGCUGUAUCACUCUAAUAGCUCUGUUCUUCGCUGGAAUACACAAACGAGUUGUGGCACCAUCAAUUAUCGCUGCUCGCUGUCGGACAGUUUUAGCAGAAUACAACAUGUCCUGUGAUGACACGGGGAAGCUUAUUCUCAAACCACGGCCAAACAUCCAAUAACCACAGUGUCGUUCUUCAAACUAGCACUGCAAUUGCAAUCGAUCACCCGAUGUCCUUAGUCCUGCGGGGUGAUCCAAAACAAUGAGAUGAAACAGAGAGGGGUAGCAGCACCGAGGCAGACUGUCAUCAUGACUGAAAUGCAUUUCUAAGAAUGAACAAAUGACGAGAUAAGGCCUUUUUAACAGUGUCACCGUGUCACUAAUGUCACCAAUGAAGCUGCUUCUCUGCUCACGGGCCCUGUGUUAUAUUUUACUCAUUCAUUGUGAGUUCAGAUGUGUUUAUUUCUGAUGAUGUGCAUGUGUUUUAGAUAAAUGUUUCUAUUUUUAAACAGUUAUUUACCAAAUAAAUAUCUAAUGUGUGAAAACA